Molecule: messenger RNA, 1789 nt
Organism: Cryptomeria japonica (Japanese cedar)
Lineage: Eukaryota; Viridiplantae; Streptophyta; Pinopsida; Cupressales; Cupressaceae
Product: eyes absent homolog
Exons: 8
Coding region: 126-1250 (374 amino acids)
Biological process (GO): positive regulation of DNA repair; multicellular organism development; cell differentiation
Cellular component (GO): nucleus
Molecular function (GO): protein tyrosine phosphatase activity
Source: RefSeq, a predicted model, not a curated record
AUUAUUCCAAAAAUAUAAAUUAAUAUUUGGCUGAAUCAAGCGAUCGGCAAGCAUGUCACAAGGGAUGAAGCAGGGGAGAGAUUUAUUUUUCACGCUGUGAUUCGAACUCCAGACCACUGUCAGACAUGGAUAGAGCUUGCGAUUAUUCCUCUACAGAAUGUGAACCCGAGAUUAAAAAGUUGCGGAAGGAUUUGAACUCGGACGCAAAGGAUACAGAUGUGCUUUUGGAUACGGGCACCCUGGUGCAUGGAAGAGGAAAGGAAUGCUUAAUAAACCAUUCCAAUCCUUUUGGUGUACAUACUACAGUGGUUCCUAAGGAAGAUACAAAUAAAACCAAAAAUAAGAGGACUGUCUAUAUUUGGGAUAUGGAUGAGACACUUAUUUUGCUCAAAUCUUUGCUCAAUGGAAAGUAUGCUGAACCGUUCAGUGGGUCAAAGGAUGUUCAGCAUGGCAUAAAGAUUGGAAGGCGAUGGGAAAGACACAUUCUUCAAGUCUGUGAUGAAUUUUUCUAUUAUGAGCAGGUUGAAAACUUCAAUGAGUCACAUCUGGAUGCAUGGAGUGACUAUGAUGAUGGCAUGGAUCUAUCAAAUUAUGAUUUCAAUAAUGACAACUUAGCUGAGCCUAGUGAUGAUGUAAACAGGAGAAAACAUGCCUACCGUUACCGUUGUAUACGCAAUAAGUUUGUUCAGGGACUGCACAAACUUCUUGAUAAUGAACAAAUUCAAAUUUGGCAAGAUCUCUAUGAUGUCACGGAUGCUUAUACUGAUGGAUGGCUUUCUGCAGGGAGGGCAUUUUUGGAGGAUUGCUUGCGAACACAGGGUAUUUCCACACAGGGUGCUGUUCAUGUUGAAAGCAGAAAAGGCCUACAUAUAUCUGAGGAUGAUAGUGCUUCACAAAAUGUAAAUGUUUUGGUAACAUCAGGCACACUAGUACCUAGCCUAGUCAAGUGCUUGCUAUUUGGUUUGGAUGGUGUGUUCACCUAUGACAAUGUGUACAGCUCAUGGGAUGUGGGAAAGUUGCAGUGUUUUCAAUUGAUUAAAAAACGUUUUGAAGGGCCAGGAGUACAGUUUUGUGUUAUUGGAGAUGGCAUGGAAGAAUGCCAAGCAGCAGAGAGCCUGAGCUGGCCUUUUGUGAAAAUUGAUCCACACCCAAAUGGAGUACAUCGGUUUCCGGGUCUCUCUCUUUCUACCAUAAAACACUAUCUGAACUGCAUAUAUGAUAGCUCUCAGAAUGAUGGUCCAGAAAAAUAAUGAGCUUGCAUCGUGCUUAUUCGUAGUAACUAGUCACUAUUGUGAUGAGAAUAGAUAGGAAAAAGUUUGAGAGAUACUUGGAGGAUGGGCACACAAGAGUUUACACAUCAGAAAUCUCUCACGGUUACACAUGGAGCAGGGCCAACAUGGAGAGGACCCCAUUUGUCAAUGCAUUAGCAACCUUUAUGAAUGAGAUCAAUGAGGGCAGAAAUAUGAAGAGAUAAUACAUUGCCCAAGUUGGCAGCCCAUGGUGCACUCCCAAUUAGGAAUGCCAGACAAGUGAUUUGGAUGGAGCGUCCCCUUGGCUGGACAACUUGGGUGGAUCAGUGAAUAUGAGAGCAUACAAUCUCUGUUUUUUGAUUUGUAUAGAGCAUUUAGUGGUUGUUUUGUACAUAACAUAUAAUUAUUUAGUGUCUGUUAUAGUUUAUUGAGUCUCAUACCAUAAUCAUGUUGAUAGUUAGAUGGUCAAAUUUUGAUCAAGUCUUGGACAUAAUUGAUGUUAUAUUGUUAGUAUAGGUUGUCAUUAUAAUCCGGUACAA